AUGGAAAAACGUUUAUUUUAUCAACAAAAAGAAACAAAUGUACAACAAGAUUUAGAUAAAUAUCAAGAACAACGUAUUAAAAUUGAAUCAACAAUAAAAUUAAAAAGUUCACAAGUUGAAAAAACAUUAAAAGAAAUUCAAGAUAUAAAACAACAACAAAAACAAAUCGAACAAUAUUUAAAUAAAUUAAAUGAUCUUAAUAAACGUAUUGAACGUAAAGAAGAUGAAUAUCAACAAAAAUUAUCUAAUGAAAUAAAUAUUGAACAAUUAAAAAUUGAUAUUAGUAGUGAUGAACAAAAACGUGUUCAACUUCAAUUUCAACUUAAAGACUUAAAUAAUGAAAUUGAUAAUUUACUUGUUAAUUCAAAAAUUAAUACUGAAUAUGAAAUGUUUAAAAAAGAAAAAUUAGAACGUGAUGAACAAAUUAGAAAAAUUAAAGUUCGUCAUCAUGAAAUCCUAACGACAAUUUUUCAAGGUUCAAUACCAGAAGAAGAUUCAAAUAUUUAUAAUCAAUUUGAAAAAGAACAUCGUAAAUUACAACAAAAUCGUUCUAUAUUAGAAAAACAAAUACAAGAUAUACGUCAAACAUUAUCUGGUAAAGAAGAAAAACGACGUUUAUUAGCUGAUGAAUUAAAACGUAAAGAUUUAUUACGAAAUGAAUAUACAGAUCGUUUACAAGAACAACUUAAUGGACAAAUCUAUGAAAAAUAUUUAGAAAAAUUAUCUAAUGAUGUUAAACAAAAACAAGAUGACAAAGGAAGUAUUGUUGGAAUGGAAAAAACUUAUCAAAAAUUUGUUAAUCAAGUUCGAUCAACAUUAAAAACGGAUCCAUGUUGUCCAUUAUGUUAUCGAAAAUUUGAUAAACAAUCUGAAGGUGAACAAUUAAUUCGUGAUAUGGAAAUACAAAUAAAAGGACCUGAAUAUCGACAAAAAAUUGAUCAUGAUUUAAUAUUAUUACAAGAAAAAUUUGAAAAAUGUCUUAAUCUUAAACCAAUUCAUAAUCAAUUACAAGAUAUUGAAGAAAAAGAUAUUCCAACAUUAAAAAAUUCUAUAAAACAACUUGAUAAUGAAAUAAAUCAAUUAAAAAAUAAACAAAAUGAUUUAGAACAAGAAUUAAAUGAUAAAAUUUGUUUACCAUUAGAACAAUGUGAACAAAUUAAAACUGAUAUUAUUAUGCUUAAUAAAUAUAUUAAUGAAAGAAAAGGUUUUGAAACAAAAAUUCAUGUUUGUCAACAAAAACUUGGUAAAGGACAAAAAUCACCACCACGUUCACUUGAUGAAGUAAAACAAAUUAAAAAUGAAAUACAAAAUCAAUUUGAUCUUCUUGAUAAAGAAUUACAACGUAAACAUAAAGAACUUCGUUCACAACAAGAUUUAGUACAAGAAUUACGUGAAUCAUUAACAGAACUUAAAAAUGAAAAAUUAAAAUUAAGUUCUGAUAUACAAAAAAAAGAACGUCUUGAUGAACAAUUACAUAAAUUAACAAAUUAUAUUCAAACACUUAAAGAUGAAAUUGAAACUGAUAAAAUAUCAUUAGAACCAAUUAAUACUGAUAUUGAUAUAAAAACAAAAGAAAAAAAUCGUUUAAAAACAGAAAAAGAAAAAAUAUUAUCCGAACUUACAGAAUCUAUCAAUAUUCUAGAACAAAAACUAAACGAAUUAAAAACAUUAACAACAACAAUUAAUAAUUUUGAAGAUCGUACAUCUAAAUUAUUAGAAGAACUUCGUUCUUCAUUUGAUCAAUUAAAUAUUCAAGAAAAACAAUUACAAUCUGAAUUAUCAACAUGUAUAAAAACUAUAGCUCAAUAUAAAGAUGAUUUAGCACGAGCUGAUAUUCGUUAUCGACAAUUAAAUGAUAAUCAAAAAUUACUUCAAAGUCAAAUUGAACUUGAACAAAAACAAAAUGAUCUUAUUGAACUUGAAGAAAAAACUCAUGGACUUAAAUUAGAUUCACUUAUACGUGAAGAAAAACAAUUACGUUCAACACAAGAAACAUUAUUUAAAGAAAAACAUACAGCAUCAGCACGUUUAGCAACAUUAGAACAACAAUUAAUUGAAUUAGAACAAGAACUUGAACAAGAACAUUUAAAAAAUGCACAUGAACGUUAUCUUAAACAUUUUAUACAACAAACAAUUGAAGAAAUAACAUCACAAGAUCUUGAACGUUUUUAUAAAAUUUUAGAUCAAACAAUGAUGACAUAUCAUACACAAAAAAUGAAACAAUUAAAUAAAAUAAUACGUGAUCUUUGGAGAACAACAUAUCGUGGUACAGAUAUUGAUGCUAUUGAAAUACGUUCGGAUGCUGAUGAUGAAAAUGCAUCAAAAACACGUCGAACAUAUAAUUAUCGUGUUGUUAUGAUUAAAUCUGGUUCAAUUAUGGAUAUGAGAAAUCGUUGUAGUGCUGGUCAAAAAGUUCUUGCUUCACUUAUUAUACGACUUGCAUUAGCUGAAGCAUUUUGUCUUAAUUGUGGUAUACUUGCUUUAGAUGAACCAACAACUAAUCUUGAUUUUGAAAAUAUUGAUGGAUUAGCUCAAGCAUUAAUUGAAAUUGUUAAAAGUCGUGCAAAUUUAAAAAAUUUUCAAUUAAUUGUAAUAACACAUGAUGAAGAUUUUGUUGAUUCACUUGGUAAAUCUGCAUAUGCAGAAAAAUGUUAUCGUGUAUCAAAAACACAUAAUGGUCUAUCAAAAAUUGAUGUUUGUAAUAUCACAUCAUUUGGUGCUCAUUAA
Rotaria sordida is the source of this 2727-nucleotide messenger RNA. NCBI's taxonomy places the organism in Eukaryota, Metazoa, Rotifera, Eurotatoria, Philodinida, Philodinidae. The record is from the annotation of a GenBank genome assembly.